UAGCCCCCUAUCCGUUUCAAUAGCGGCUGGAAAACCUUGGCAAUAGCCUCCUUCAGAUGUCAUGUUUUCCUUGUAAAUUUCCUUGCUAUAGGGGUUGAAUUCACAAAGUUCUUAGGACCAAUCCUAUGUAGGACUCUUUAGGAAUUAUUACAAACUUAAGGCUAGUCCUAAGUUAGGACGAGUAACUUGUCCUCUCUUCCAAUGGAGAGAUGGAUAUUACAGACAGGCUUUAGGAACUCCCAUGGGGUCUCCUAUUUCCCCAGUCUUAGCGAACAUUUUCAUGGAAGAUUUUGAUCAGAAAGCCCUGGGUACCGCUCGACUCAAACCCAAACUUUGGCUCCGAUAUGUGGAUGACACGUUCAUCAUUUGGUCACAUGGAUUGGAAAACCUUGAUGACUUCCUUAGUCACAUUAACCGCCAACACCCUAACAUUCAGUUCACCAUGGAAACUGAGACAUCCGAUUCAUUACCUUUCCUUGAUGUACUCAUUUCCAAGAAGACUGAUGGUUCUCUAGCACACUCCGUGUACAGAAAACCCACCCAUACAGACCGCUACCUCAAUGCUCGGUCAUUCCAUCCUCCUUCUGUGAAAGCCUCAGUGAACCGGACCCUACUUCAAAGGGCACACUUUAUUUGUGAUAAGGAACAUUUACCUAAUGAACUUGAGCACCUUAACACAGUGCUAAAAGAGAAUGGGUAUAAACCAAACAAAAGAGAGUCCCUUUCAAAACACAACUCUCAGUCUGCACAAUCCAAAGAUAUGCCCAUUGCGGUCCUUCCGUACAAUGGUCAUACCUCACACAAAAUUCAACGGAUCCUCCGUGAGGCCGAAAUCAAGGUCUACUACUGAACUCGCAACAAGUUGGAUACUAAGCUACACACUCACAAAGACAAGCAUGACUCUAGCAGUCAGGCAGGGGUCUAUCGAAUUUAAUUGUACUUGUGGUAAAGUGUACAUUGGCAAGACCGGUAGAGACCUAACUACCAGGCUAAAAGAACAUAAAGCACACGGCCGCAGAGGAGAAUAUGAUAAAUCUGCCAUUGUCAAACACUCCACCGAUUUAGACCAUGUCAUAGAUUGGGAUCAGGCUCGUAUCAUAGCACCUGAGAGACAUUGGUAUACAAGGCGUAUAAGGGAAGCUAUCGAAAUAUACAGACACGACACUGUGCCACAAGAUAUCGACUACUUCAUCAGCAGCAUUUGGCAUACUAUCCUACCACCCUCCUCCUCUAACAACCCCCAACCUACUGACACGCCUCACUACACCCGAGAGGUUUCUCACACAAUGGCCAACCCUAACAAUA
Molecule: messenger RNA, 1305 nt
Organism: Asterias rubens (European starfish)
Lineage: Eukaryota; Metazoa; Echinodermata; Asteroidea; Forcipulatida; Asteriidae
Exons: 1
Coding region: 242-850 (202 amino acids)
Source: RefSeq, a predicted model, not a curated record